AGACUACCCUUACACUACUGUACCGAACCAAGUACACCGACUGUUCCGAGCUCAACAGCUCCAUGAUCGCAAGCACUAUGACGAACGCAUGUCUGCGGACCCAGAGACGAGGAAAAAGAUGGAGCAAAUCGACUAUCUACGACCGAUAAUAGCAGACGCUGACACGGGGCAUGGAGGUAUUUCGACCGUCAUGAAAUUGGCCAAGAUAUUUGCCGAGUCUGGUGCAUCAGCUAUUCAUCUAGAAGACCAACUACAUGGUGGUAAAAAAUGUGGACAUCAAGCCGGCAAGGUCAUCGUACCCACCUCGACACAUAUCACUCGUUUGAUCGCUUCCCGGUUCCAACUCGACGUCAUUGGGUCUACCAUGCACCUUAUAGCGCGAACCGACUCUGAAUCCGCCAAACUCAUCUCUUCUACGGUCGACAAGAACGAUCACGAGUUCAUCCUUGGGACUACCGUAGAAGGCUCGGCACUUGCAGAAGUACUGGAUGAUGCUGAAGCAAAGGGAUUGAAUGGACCAGAAGUCGACAAGGUGGAAAAGAGCUGGCUAGAUACUCAUCCCCUCGUCACCUUUGAUGAGGCCGUCAAGCAAGAGAUUUCCAAAUCUGAACUGUCAAACAAGGAUGCCGCUUUCGAAGAAUACAAGCGUCUCUCUACUGGCAAGUCGAACGGUGAGGCUAGGAGAGCGGCCAAGCAGAAUGGUCGUACAAGAGUCGAUAGACUCACGAAAGAUCCGGGCCGACUUC
Messenger RNA from Acaulospora colombiana, 746 nucleotides. The record is from the annotation of a GenBank genome assembly. Lineage: Eukaryota; Fungi; Glomeromycota; Glomeromycetes; Diversisporales; Acaulosporaceae.